Messenger RNA from Mastomys coucha (southern multimammate mouse), 1482 nucleotides. RefSeq names its product cytochrome P450 2J6-like. The coding region runs from base 1 to 1473 and encodes 490 amino acids. The record is from RefSeq and is a predicted model, not a curated record. The transcript has 10 exons. Gene Ontology annotation, biological process: xenobiotic metabolic process. Lineage: Eukaryota; Metazoa; Chordata; Mammalia; Rodentia; Muridae. Gene Ontology annotation, cellular component: cytoplasm; intracellular membrane-bounded organelle. Gene Ontology annotation, molecular function: oxidoreductase activity, acting on paired donors, with incorporation or reduction of molecular oxygen, reduced flavin or flavoprotein as one donor, and incorporation of one atom of oxygen; iron ion binding; heme binding.
AUGCUUGCUGCUGCAGGUUGCCUAGUGGCUAACAUCUGCCCAGCAAUCUAUCUCUGGACUCUACUGCUGGCUGCUCUCACCUUGUUGCUCCUGGCUGACUACCUCAAAAACAGACGACCCAAGAACUAUCCUCCAGGACCCUGGCGCCUGCCAUUUGUGGGAAACUUGCUCCAGUUUGAUUUAGAUGUGUCAAAUUUGCAUUUGGGGAUCCAGCUGUUUGUGAAGAAAUAUGGAAACCUAAUUAGCCUUGACUUUGGUAGCAUCUCUACAGUGAUCAUAACUGGACUGCCCUUAAUCAAAGAAGCUUUCACUGACAUGGAACAAAAGAUUUUGAAACGCCCCAGUAUACCUAGCAGGGAACGCGUGUUUAAAGACAAUGGGAUUCUUUUCUCUAGUGGCCAGUCAUGGAAGGAGCAAAGAAGGUUUGCACUGACAAUACUCAAGAAUUUUGGAUUAGGGAAGAAGAGCUUAGAGCAGCGCAUACAGGAAGAGGCCCUUCAACUAGUGGAGGUCAUAAGAGAUGAGAAAGGACACCCUUUUGACCCUCACAUCAGGAUCAACAAUGCAAUUUCCAAUAUUAUUUGCUCUAUCACCUUUGGAAAGCGCUUUGAGUAUGAUGACAGUCAAUUUCAGGAUCUAAUUAAGUUAACAGAUGAGAUCAUAUGCUCUGAGGCAUCAAUGAUGUCAAUGCUCUACAAUGUCUUCCCCUCCAUAUUGAAAUAUCUUCCUGGACCACAUCAAACAGUUUUCAGAAACUGGGAAAAACUGAAAUUGAUUGUUUCCCGUAUGGUAGAGAGUCACAAGAAAGAUUGGAAUCCUGAUGAGCCAAGAGACUUCAUUGAUGCUUUUCUUACAGAAAUGACAAAGGAAAGGAGCAGGAGAAGGAAAGAUGAAACUAUCUUUUCACAUCUUCUCACAGAUUACAACACCAUGUCUACCUGCAUUUUUAUUGGCAGAACAAAUUCAAAAAAAGUACACUCUGAAAUUGAUAGAGUGAUUGGACAAUGGAGGCUGCCAAGCACAGGUGACAGAGACUCCAUGCACUACACCAAUGCUGUCAUCCAUGAGGUGCAGAGGAUGGCUAACAUCAUCCCCUUGAAUAUCCCCAGAGAAGUAACAGUUGAUAGCACUUUGGCUGGAUUCCACUUGCCUAAGGGCAAAAUGAUUCUCACAAAUUUGACUGCCCUGCACAGGGACCCCAAAGAGUGGGCCACUCCAGACGUCUUCAAUCCAGACCACUUUUUGGAGAAUGGACAGUUUAAGAAGAGAGAAUCCUUUCUGCCUUUCUCAGUGGGAAAAAGAUCUUGCCCUGGAGAACAAUUGGCCAGAUCUGAGCUGUUCAUUUUCUUCACUGCUCUUAUGCAAAAAUUUACCUUUAAGGCUCCAAUUAAUGAAAAGCUCAGCCUGAAGUUCAGAUUGGGCCUCACCCUUUCCCCAGUCAGCCACUGCAUCUGUGCUAUCCCUAGAAAAUGAAGCUGGAGA